AUGACAAUCCAAUCUCUCGAGGGAGAAAUUAAUCUCCUAACUAAGAAGUGCCUUUUCCCGAUCCGGAACGAUGGGAACACUCCCGACGACGGGAAAACAAACUGGGGGCGGACCAAACUAUGUACCUGCACCCUCAAGGCAGUUGGAAUCCUUCCAUCCUCGUCCUGCAAGGCCUCUUGUCCCUACCAGGGCCAGGAGCCAGACCGGAGCCCCGAGGCGCAGCAGAAAGACCCCGUGUGCUUUUUAGCUACCGUGUGGGCUCUGAUACUUUGUGAAUAUGCCGAAGUCGACAUCGUCCAAAUUGGUGUCUGUCAGACCCCCGCCCCCUUGACAGCCGGGAGUGCAGCGAAGCAAAAUAUGAAGCUGUUCUCGUCUGCACCAAGUCGAAUGGGGUCCGUCUCUCAAUUGUUUCACCUCGAAGGAUGGUCGGUCUCUAGUGUGAGCCAGAGUGAUUAUCCAUAUUUCAAUACAGGGGUUGCAAUCUAUCAAGAUCAACAUGGGAAACCCGGGAGGGAUGCGGCUGAGAAUCGGACAGCAGGAGAGUUAGGCAAAGCAAGAGAAGGAGAAGAGGAAAAGCAAUGUGCUAUAAUGCUGGCCCUCGAUUUGGAAAACUCCGAAUGGUCUCUUGAGUACAACACUUCUGUCUUGUCCAGUGGGCAGGCGGACCACAUGGCAUCCCUGCUGGCUGAAGUAGUGACAACCGUGUCGUUAAAGGCAACGAGCAAGAGUAAACUUUCUCAAAUGGCCAUCACUAGCAGUGCACAGCAAAAGACAAUCAAGGAAUGGAAUGGCCAAGUAUUGGCCCAACCAUCAGCUCCUACCAUCCACCAAAUCAUCCACAAUCUCUCCGACAGCCAGGGUGACCAUCCUGCUUUGUUGGCAGCAGAUGGCGAAUUGACGUAUGCCGAACUGGAUGUCAUUUCGUCGCGAUUAGCACGCCAUCUCCAGACACUAGGUGUGAACGCAGGCACUCUCAUCCCAGUGUGUUUCAACAAAUCAUUAUGGGCGGUAGUAACCAUGCUCGCUAUCAACAAAGCCGGGGCGGCAUUUGUAACGUUGGAUGCGUCACAGCCCUUGAGUCGCCUGAGAUUAAUUGUGAAGCAACUAAACGGCCCACCCCUGGGACUCACCUCGCCCCAGAAUCAAGAACUGAUGGGCCAUGUGAUUACACCGACGUUGGCGGUGGACGCCCAAACCAUUCUCACCCUGACCAAGACGGAGAAUUGUGAGGCGGAGGGCAAAUGUUAUAGCGACUGGCCAAUCGAUCCUACAGCACCGUCAUAUUGUUUCUUCACAUCUGGUAGUACGGGAGAGCCCAAGGGAUGUCUUGUGGAUCACGCAGCGCUGGCCAGUGUGCAAACCCACUGCAAAGCCCUCCACUUGAAUCCCACGAGCCGGGUACUACAGUUUGCGUCUUUCAGUUUUGGAGUGUCUUUGAUCGAGAUUUGGUGCACACUCGCCGCAGGUGGGACAGUGUGUAUGCCCUCCGAUUCCGACCGAGUGAGUCGUCUGGCGGAUGCCAUUGAGUCAAUGGAAAUCAAUUGGGCUUUUGUGACUCCAACCGUUCUGGGGACCAUCGAUCCAGAGGCAGUUCCUGGACUACGACGUAUCAUGGUCGCUGGCGAGCCGUUGAAGAAGGCUCAAAUCUCUCUAUGGGCCAAGCGCACGCGGCUGUUUCAAGCUUAUGGCUUUACCGAAUGGGCUGGUGUGUGUUGCGUAUCGCCGCAGAUUCACUCCAUAGCAGACAUCGGCAUUAUUGGAGCCCCGGCGAACGCGCGUUGCUGGUUGAUUGAGCCUGGGAACUCACGCAGAAUUGCCCCAAUUGGCGCGGUGGCGGAACUAUUUGUCGAAGGACCCAGUCUUGCCCAGGGGUAUUUACACAAUCCGGAGAAGACGGCCCUCAGUUUCCUGGAGGCACCUGACUGGAGGCAGAAGGAACUACUAGUAGGGGUUGGGGAGUUGUCUUACGGAGGAGGUGUUCGCUGCUACAGAACUGGAGAUUUGGCUUACUAUGAUUCCAAUGGCCUGCUUCGGUAUGUUAGUCGGCAGGAUAGACAGGUUAAGGUGCGUGGGCAGCGGAUUGACCUGGGAGAGCCUGAGUUCCAUGUAGCUCAGGCAUCGCCUCUUUUCCGAAAGGCCGUGAUCGAUGCCAUUGUGCCUGCCGAUGGUAAUGGGGUUGCCACCCUGGUUGCCUUCGUUGAAGCACCCUUAUCACACACGACUCCAAUCACAUCAAACGAUAGGAACACCUUUUACACUAUGCCAGACCAAGAGUUCGUGGCCACCGCUCAGCAGGUGAUCGAGGCCCUGGAGGAAAAGCUGCCUGAUGUCAUGAUUCCGCGCCUAUUUGUGCAGAUCCAGUCCAUGCCGCUGACUGUCACGGGCAAGAUUGAUCGACGACGACUCCGGCAAGAGGCAGAGGAACUUCGACAUGAGGAGCUGCUGGCAUGGACCGGCGUGGCCAUUGCUGCCUUGGAGCCCCCACAGACCGUCCAUGAACUACUCAUCCACCGCCUCGUCAUCGAGCUGUUGAACCUUGCCCCGACACAAGUUGGCAUGGAACAUAAUUUCUUCGCCCUCGGUGGAGACUCAGUGAAAGCGAUGAAAAUGGUCUCUCGGGCGAGAGCGGCUGGCGUCGACCUGAUGGCAACACAUAUCUUUGCGGCUUCCAAUCUCGGCGACUUAGCCCUUAUGGCGGCUGAGCUGGGUCCAGCAACGACCAGUGAAACGGACCCCAACGAGCCAUUUGUAUUGUUUGAUGCCCAAUCCAAGCCAGAGCUAAUCGAAUCUGCAGCCUCUGUGUGUGGAGUCGAAGCAGCCCAGAUUGAGAAUAUGUAUCCUUGUACGCCGCUCCAGGAAGGUAUGGUGGCUUUAUCUGUUUCUAAGCCUGGGGCAUAUAUUGCACGAUUUAUUCACCGAUUGGAGCCUCAUGUGGAAAUCGGCUCCUUACGCCGUGCGUGGGAGAUGGUAGUACAGGCCAGUCCAAUCCUGCGGACAAGAAUGGUGACCGACCCCGACGGCAGCAGGAUGUUCCAGGUCGUUCUGCGAGAGAGCUUCCAAUGGGAUGACACAGACUCAGAUGUAGAGAUUGACUGGGAUAUGUACAUGAAACCGCGGCCAACAGAGACCCUCCUGCUUGGGGCACCUCUGGUUCAUGCCGGAAUUCUUGCCGGGUCAGAUUCCGCCUCCUUCGAGAGCGAUCCGUCAGCGACCUACUUCGUGGUCAUGAUGCAUCAUUGCAUAUGUGACCGUUGGGCCUCUGGGCUGAUGAUGGAUCUGCUGGAGAAGGCCUACGCUGGCGAUUGUCUCGUCAAUAACUCGAUGACCCCAUUCAUCCAAUACCUCUCUGGCCAGCUCGCCAGCCCCAAGAGCGAACAGUACUGGAAGUCGGAGUUCCAAAACCUUGCUGCAGAGGUGUUCCCUUCGCUCCCAUUCCCCGGAUACACUCCAGUGCCCUCGGCAAGCAUCCACCUCUCGAUUCCCUGCCAGCGUGAUGCUCCGGGUGGAUACACGAUGUCUAAUGUGAUCCGUUUGACAUGGGCUGUGGUGAUCAGCCAUUAUACUAGUUCGCCCGAUGUUGCCUUUGGUGUAACCGUUUCCGGCCGAGCUGCCCCCGUGGUUGACAUUGAGAAGAUGGUGGCUCCCGUCGUCGCAACGGUGCCACUCCGCGUGCGGUUCAGUCCCGAGGACACCAUCAUAGCGGCACUAGAGGCCAUCCAAAACCAGUCGAGUGAGAUGGUUGCCUUUGAGCAAUUCGGUCUCCAGCGGAUCCGCAAAGUCAGUCAGGAAGCGGACGAUGGAUGUGGCUUCCAAAGUCAGCUCAUUGUCCAGCCGUCGUGGGCCGACGAAAAUCGACCACUGCUGAACACCUUGGAAGCCGGGUCCUCGGUGGUUGGUGGGUUUGCCAGCUGGGCGCUGUCAGUCAUAUGUAGCCUGACUGAUUCACGGCAGGUAGAUGUUACCAUGGAAUUUGACCCCAACGUGAUUUCAGUGCCAGGGGUCGAGCGGAUUUCACAGCACUUUGAACAGACGUUGCAGUUCCUCCUAACAGAGCCUUCGCUUCCCAUAGGAAAGGUGCCAUGUAUCAGUUCGAUGGAUAUGCAACAAUUGCACAAGUGGAGUGGGCUGACGUCCUCUCCCCGAGGUAACUACGAAUGUGUGCACAAUAUCAUACAGCGGCGCUGCGUUGAACAACCCACGGCCAAUGCUGUCUGGGCGUGGGACGGAAAACUCACAUAUGCGGAGCUGGACCAGCUAUCUACUAGCCUGGCUGCACAGCUCACCAAUACGUGCGCAGUGGAAGCUGAGGUGAUUGUGCCCAUCUGUAUGGAGAAAUCCCUUUGGACCACUGUUGCAAUCAUGGCAAUUAUUAAGGCAGGGGGUGCUUUUGUACUUCUUGAUUCAUCCCAGCCGCAGAAGCGCCUGGAAGCUAUUUGUCGCCGGGUGAAAGCCCGUUCCAUAGUGACAUCUCCAUCCAAGGUCGAAUUGGCCCGAACGUUGGUGGCUGUGGCUGUGGUCGUCGCGCAAGAUCAGUCAAAGUCCUGGCCCCCUGCUGCUACAUUUACACCAACUGUUGCUGCCCAGCCGAUAUCCACACUAUAUAUCGCCUUCACAUCUGGCUCGACUGGCACUCCUAAGGGAGUCAUAAUUGAUCACCGGGCAUUCUGCUCCAGCGCACUGGCUCUCAAUACCGCCACGGAAGUCACAAGUCAAUCCCGUUUGUUGCAGUUCGCUGGGUACUCUUUCGAUGGCAGCAUUAUGGAGACACUGAGUGUAUUGAUGGCCGGAGGCUGCUUGUGUGUGCCCUCGAAUUUCGAAGCCCGCAAUGAGUUGGGCGCGGCGGCGCGUAAAUUCCGCCUAACUCAUGCCCAUCUCACCCCGUCUCUGGCACGGCAUAUAUUGCGCAACGAUCCGGAUUUUACCGAGAUUCUCGUGAGUGUGGGUGAGCCCUUGACGCCUUCCGAUGUGGCCGACUGGGCCGGCAACAACCCCAAGUGUCGAGUGAUGAAUGGUUAUGGACCAGCCGAGUGUGCGGUCUCCACCACCAUUCAGCCAUGUAUCAACACAGGCUCGAACCCUCAGAACAUCGGGUUCCCACUCACUGGCGUCAGCUGCUUUGUGGUACAUCCCGAAAGCCAUGAAAUCUUACUGCCCAUUGGCGCAGUGGGCGAGCUUCUUGUGGAAGGCCCCACCGUCGCUCGAGGCUAUCUGGACGAUCCAGUCCAAACCGAGGGGGCCUUUAUCUCCUCUCCGACCUCCUGGCUACGCAUUAUGCGUCCCGAAGGACCGUAUGGUCGGUUGUACAAAACUGGAGAUCUCGUCAGUUACAAUAGCGACGGGUCACUGCAGUACGUUGGCCGUCGGGAUGCCCAGGUAAAACUACGCGGGCAGCGCAUUGAACUGGGGGAGGUCGAGGAUCAUGUCCGGCAGUCUUGGCUGGAGAUUGAUCAAGUUGCUGUCGAGAUGGUCACCUUCAAAAUAUCGUCUUCGUCCAACACCCAAAGCCUUGUUGCUUUCGUGGUGCCUGCCGACAUGGUGGCAAAUUCCACAAACGGGGCAGGCGACGGUACUAUCGUUCUAAUUAACCAUCCAUCACCCUUAUUCAAGGCGCAAGUGUCAGUUGCCCGUCUUAAAUUACAAAACAGGAUGCCCCUGUACAUGGUCCCAGAGAUCUUCUUGCCUGUCCGCUAUCUACCCCAGAACAUAUCCGGCAAGCUGGACCGACGCCGGCUGCGUGAUCUCGCAGAGGGGUGCUCACCUGAACAGCUAGCAUUAUAUCGCGUGGAUUCAGAUAAAGCUUCCGCAAGAGCUCCUACCUCUGAUGCAGAGCGGACGUUGCACGAGGUGUGGGCACAUGUCUUGAACCGGCCUUCCGAGGAAUUUGGGGUGGAUGAUAAUUUCUAUCAUCUUGGUGGUGACUCCAUUACUGCCAUGCAGAUUGUGGCACAAGCGCGCUUCAAAGGCCUGCGAGUAACCCUCGACGAAAUUAUGAGACACAAAACGAUUUCCCAAAUCAUCCUCCAUUCAGAGCAGUGCACAGCCGGAUCGGCCGCCAUUUGUGGGGAGCAGCACGAUGAGGAAGAGGAACUUGACGCCUUUUUUGAUCUUUCUCCAGUUCAACAGAUGUUUCUAGAUCAGCAACCUGAGGGAACUGGUAUCAACCGCUUCAACCAGACCUUCUUGCUCCGUCUCACUCGGCCCAUGUCGUUAGAUACGUUGCGCGCCGCCCUGGAUACUCUACAUUCCAGGCAUUCCAUGCUGAGAGCCCAAUUUGCACGGCUGCCUGAUGAUGGUCGGUGGAUGCAAAAGAUUCUGCCACCUGGCCCGGGAGAGACACACUAUCACUGCGCUUCCCACCAACUGGAUUCCCGUUCCGAGAUAGGCGCAGUCACAGCGGCCAGCACGCACUUGAUCAACGUGGAGAAGGGCCCUCUGACUGCGGUAAAUCUAAUUGACAUUACGGAUGACGGCUCGCAGCACAUCUUCCUGGCGAUUCACCAUUUGGUGGUUGAUCUUGUUUCGUGGCGCAUCAUCCUAGCCGAUCUCAAUGCAUUGCUCGCUGGGGAGACUCUUGCACAGGAGACCAAUUCCAUCUCAUUUCAGACUUGGUGUCGCCGCCAGGCCCAGUUUGCACAACAUUCGCUGUCCCCUGAGGCCGCUCUCCCAUUGACCUUGCCAGAAAGUUACCAUGAGGACAGCAGGGAGUUCUGGUUCAAUUCUGCCGACCAGUCCAACAGCAUGGGGGAUACACAGACUCAAAGCUUUACUGUGGAUCAGAAAACCACACAGUCGUUAUUCAAAGGAGCACAGGUUGCCUAUGACUGCCAACCAGUCGAGAUCCUGCACGCUGGUCUCUUAUACUCCUUCCUCAAAGCUUUCCCUGCUCGCAGUGCGCCCAUUAUAUUCAAUGAAGGCCACGGCAGAGAACCGUGGGAACCCACUAUCAAUCUCGCACAAACCGUAGGUUGGUUCACCACCGCCUGGCCCGUGGUGAUGGCGGCCACCCUCGAACUGGAUCGUCACGACUUCCAUCAUAUCUUGCGUCUAGUCAAAGAUGCACGACGAGCGGUACCAAGCAAGGGGUGGGCGUACUUUACGUCUCGCUAUCUCAGUCCGGACGGUCAACGCGCUUUUAGGCAGGAACACCCGAUGGAGAUCAUUUUCAACUAUGCUGGCGAGUUCCAACAAUUGGAGCAUGCAAAUGGAUUAUUCGCUACCGAAUCCCAUGGAGAUCAGGGAGCCCUGGACGCAGGUGAUGAUAUCCAACGGUUUGGCAUCUUUGAAAUCGGUGCAUCAGUGCAAAACGGUGGUUUGCGGGUUCAAUUGGUGUACCCCCGCCAGAUCCAACAAGCAAAUCUUAUUGACAAGUGGGUGAAAAUAUAUCAGGCAACACUAGAGGGUGCAGCAUCCCAACUCCAGGUUGCAAGCCAGAAGAAAAACCACACUCGCUACACGUUGUCCGAUUUCCCUCUGCUGCCAUCCUUGACGUACCCGCAGCUGCAAGAACUUGUGCUCACAACAUUACCGACUAUGAGUAUUUCAAUGGAAAAUGUUGAGGAGAUUUAUCCAUGCUCACCUAGUCAGCACGGGAUGCUCAUCGCCCAGGCCAAAGCUGCGCACAGCUACAACGCCAGUGUGACGUGGAAAAUCCAAUCCGCAAAUGAUGGGAAGCGCCGGGCAGCUGAUCCACAGCGUCUGUAUGCCGCUUGCUCUCAGGUUAUCCAACGGCACGCAGCUUUGCGCACUGUUUUCAUCGACAGCCCACGCAGUGGCUCCUACAUGGAACAACUCGUCUUGCGACAUGUUCCAACGGAGGCCGUAGUCAGCCACACAACUUUAUCGGGAUCGAAUCCUCCUCUCCCAGCUGCCCUGUCAGAAGGUUGGCCCAAAGGGCAGUUGAUGCACCGAAUGAACCUGUGCCAAUGGAAGCAUAACGGAGAGGAAGAAGUCAUGAUUCGCCUUGACAUGAGUCACGCGAUUAUGGACCGAACAACCAUGCAGAUCAUUGAGCGCGAUCUAUGCCUGGCGUAUGAGGGGAAGCUUUCACCGAGCAGAGGGCCGCUCUUUAGUGAUUAUGUGAGUUAUAUCGAGCGGCAAGAUGGGGAGGCCGACUCCUCCUACUGGCAACACUAUCUUCAAGACGUCGAGCCGUGUCUGUUCCCGAGAAUUAGUGGAGAGGAAAAUACCUCCAGCGAGGAUUGGGGCCACGCCUCUCGCACGUUUCAUCAUAGUAGCCUGGGCAAAAGCACCAUAGAGGAAUUCUGUCGUCGUCACAAUGUGACAAUGUGGAACCUGGCAGGCCUUGCCUGGGCCCUGGUCCUCCGCAGCUUCACCAAUUCUGACCAUGUUUGCUUUGGCUAUGUCAAGUCUGGCCGUGACCUCCCCAUUGUUGGCAUCGAGGACGCAGUAGGUGCCAUCUUGAAUCCUCUCACCUGCCGGGUAUCUUUCGCUGGGGAGUUGACCGUACGGGAUAGUAUCUGCCAGCUGCAAAAGGAGUAUUUGGACAGUCUUCGGCAUCAGUGUUUCCCGCUCUCGAAUGCCCACAGGCUUGCCGGUGUCAUGGACGGAUCGCUUUUCAAUACCUCUGUUGGGGUGCAAAGUGGCCAGAUAUUGCAAGCGGGAGCCAGAGCCCUAGAUUUCACAACACUUGCCAUGGAGGAUGGAGCUGAAGAUGAUCUGAUUAUCUCUCUGAUUCCUGGCGGCGAUAACACCACUGUCGACCUCCGAUUUAAAACAUGCGUUCUGUCGCAACAGCAGGCCCGCAGCGUUGUUGCCACCUUUGAGAAAGCGAUUCGGUCCAUUCUCACGGCCAAGAACGAUAGUCCGGUUACAGCGCUCGAAGUCCUCAGCGAGCAUGACUUUGACCAGAUCUGGGCCAGAAACCAGAGUCUGCCCAUUCGUGUGGAGUCUUCCGUCCAUCAGAUCAUUCACGAGCGCUGCAUGGAGUACCCGGACAGUGAGGCUGUAUGUGACACUAACGGAUCGUUUACCUACCGAGAGCUCGAAGAUCUUGCGUCACGCCUGGCGCAACAUCUUAUCUUCAAGUGUGGUGGCGUGGCUCCUAACGAGGUGGUUCCCAUUUGUAUGGAAAAGUCCCGCUGGACGCCUGUGGCUAUGUUGGGAGUGCUAAAGGCUGGUGGCACCUUGCUGUUACUUGAUACCUCGUAUCCCCAACAACGAAGAAUGGAGAUUUGCUCCGAGGUUCAGGCCCGGCUUGUGGUCAGCUCCUCGACACAUGCAUCCAUCAGCAAUGAGUUGGCAUCCACCGUGAUCCUCGUAGGACCAGAAAAUUGUGCUUGGAACGAGGAUUCCCAGAGUGAUCCCAACUCCAGAAAUAUUCGCCUUCCCAUUGUCCAACCCGAGCAUGCCCUAUAUGUGGUCUUCACUUCGGGCUCCACAGGCAAACCCAAGGGGGUUGUCAUCGAUCAUGGGUCUUACUGCACAGGUGCUCGAGGUCAUAUCGGGGCUGCCAAGCUCACUAGACACUCUCGAGUGACACAAUUCUGCUCCUACGCCUUUGAUAUGAGUAUGGUUGAACAACUGAGUGUUCUCAUGGCGGGUGGCUGUAUUUGCGUGAUCUCCGACGAGCAGCGCAAAAACAACUUCGGCGAAGUCGCAUCCACUCUCAAUGCCAAUUUUGCCAUUCUUGUGCCAUCAGUAGCCCGUCUUUUCCGCACCGAGGAGUUGGCCACGAUUAAGAGCAUCAUGCUGGCAGGCGAAUGCAUGACGCAGACGGAUGUAUCUUUCUGGGCGCCUCAUGUCCAUUUAAUCAAUGGUUAUGGUCCUGCAGAGUGCUCUGCCUUGUCUGUCGUCCAACCAUCUAUCUCCACCACGAGUGACCCGCGCAACAUUGGAUAUCCCGUGGGAUGCGUUUUAUGGGUGGCAGACAGGAACGACCACCAUAAGCUGGUUCCCCAAGGGGCCAUUGGUGAGUUAUUGAUUGAAGGCCCAAUUGUCGGCCGUGGAUACAUCAAUCAGCCGGAGAGGACAGCAGAGACUUUUAUCGAGCCCCCGGCCUGGCUGCAGGCCCUGCGACCUCAAACGAACUCUGCCCGUCUCUACAAGACCGGCGAUUUGGUCCGUUCAAAUGCGGAUGGAUCUCUCCUUGUACUAGGUCGUAAGGAUCGACAAGUCAAAGUACGAGGACAACGGCUAGAGUUGGCCGAGGUAGAGGUUCACGUGCACCGGUCCUUCGAUGGUGUCGCUCGCGAUGUCGUAACUCAGAUUAUUGUGCCCGCCGGAAGCACCAAAUCCCAGCUUGUUGCAAUGAUCCUUUUGCAGGAAGACAACCACCAUGCAGGUGGACCAAAAGGCAACGACUCUCAGAUUCUGGGACCUCCCAGCGAUAAUUUCGCAGCGCAACUGGCCGCCGCGGAGAUCCGACUACGCCAACAAGUCCCUGAUUUCAUGGUGCCCGCCAUCUUCCUCCCUGUUGCGAACAUGCCUCGAACGCAAUCAGGCAAGAUAGAUCAAAAUCGCCUGCGCAAUCUCAUCACAUCAAUGCCUUUGGACAAGCUACAUGGGUAUCGGGCCUCGUCCUCACUGUCGUCGUCCUUGGUCGGGAACCAGCUCUCCACCGACGCGGAACGUGAGUUGGCAAAUAUCUGGGCAACGGUUCUCGAUAUUCCGGUUGGGACCAUUAGCGCAAGUGAUAAUUUCUUCUUCCGUGGUGGGCACUCGAUUGAUGCAAUGAAGGCAUCUGCACUGGGUCGGGCCGCCGGCAUGAGCUUCGGAGUUGCCGACAUCUUUGACCAUCCUGUCCUCUCAGAGCUAGCCAGUGUGGCAGUCCCCAAAGAUAGCACUGAAAGCAAACCGUGGGAACCAUUCUCUCUCAGCCCAAUCAAAGAUCCUCAGGCGCUGCAUAAGGAGUUAUGUGCAAAGAACAUCAUUCCUGUCACAAGCACAUUGGAGGAUUUGCUCCCCGCUACGCAAGCUCAGCAUUUGUUCAUCAAGAGAGGAACAUUCCAUUCGUAUAACUGGACGAUUAAAGGGCGCUCGCUCAACAUGGAUCGUCUUCGGGCGACAUGUCAAACCCUGGUAGACCGACACAGUAUUCUCCGGACCAGCUUUGUGGAACGUGACGGGCGCCCCAUUCAACUUGUGCUGGCAAACUUGGACGUCAAAGUGCGCGAGAUCCGAUGCUGGUCAGAAGAAGAUCCCUUGGAAGUAUGCAAAGCCCUGUGGGAUGGUAAAGACUGGCCUACCCUGAACGUCUUGGGUGGCUCCUUGCCUGUGAGAUUCACGCUUGUCUCUCGCCCAGGGGACGAGCAUGUUGUUCUCACGAUCCAGAUUUCACACUCUCAGUGGGAUGGUGUCUCUAUUCCAAAGCUUUUCAGUGAUUUCGCGGCCAUCUACAAUCAAACUCCGCUACCGCCGACCUCCGGCUUUACUCAUUACCUAUACCAUCGAAUUUCGUCUGCGAGAGAGGAUGUCCAACAAGAUCCAACAUUCCAAUUUUGGCGACGCUACCUCGAAGGUGCUAACAUGGCCGUUCCUUUUGCACCACGCGCACUCACUCUCUGUGCAGAGCCGGCUGCCGCAGCGCAGUCUGGUCAAACGCUCUGGGCGUUCAAAGGAAUCACCCCUCCAACAUUACCAUCAGGAGUCACCAUGGCUACGUUAGUCAAGGCAGCAACUGGGUUCUUCCUCUCUCAUCAUCUAGGUUCAAGGGACAUAGUCUUUGGCCACACUGUCAACGGCCGAAAUCUGCCCAUGGAUAACAUCGAAUCUCUCCUGGGGUGCACUCUCAAUUUUGUCCCUCUACGGAUUACCUUCCCUGAAGAUUCGACCGAGUGGACGGUCAUGGAUCUUCUACGCCAUGCACAAACCCAAUACACCCGGGCCCUCUCCCAUGAACAUGUCGAGCUCCGCGACAUUUUCCUACACAGUACCAACUGGCCUGCAGAGACGUCACUGAGCUUGAUCGUACAGCAUCAGAACAUCGAUCUGAGUUUCAGUCUUCCUUUACAGGGAUCAAGCGUUGAUGGUGAUCGAGAGGAUGACGGUUCCCUUGAUGUGCAGUAUUCAAAAUUCGCUCGCUUCGAUCCUUUGGAUGAAGUCUGGAUAUUCACUGAGCCUCAUGCGGAUCGAUUGGAAGUUCAGGUUUGUGCCAGCAGUCGUGUACUAGGUCAAGAGCAAGCUACAGAGCUGGUCAAUCACAUCUCUGCUAUUAUCGACAAGUUUUCAGCCGACCCAACGGCAAGACUGUUCGACAUUGCAUUCUGA
Penicillium atrosanguineum is the source of this 12225-nucleotide messenger RNA. RefSeq names its product nonribosomal peptide synthetase fmqA (gene nrps12). The coding region runs from base 1 to 12225 and encodes 4074 amino acids. The transcript has 2 exons. Gene Ontology annotation, cellular component: cytoplasm. Lineage: Eukaryota; Fungi; Ascomycota; Eurotiomycetes; Eurotiales; Aspergillaceae. The record is from RefSeq and is a predicted model, not a curated record. Gene Ontology annotation, molecular function: catalytic activity; phosphopantetheine binding. Gene Ontology annotation, biological process: amino acid activation for nonribosomal peptide biosynthetic process; secondary metabolite biosynthetic process.